UUGAUGCCCCAUUAUUUUUCUCAGAAUUGAUUAAUGUCUAUGUGAAGCAAUUUAAUAUUAUACGCAAGUGCUUACUUUGAAACCAAGACUGUCCUUUAUUUGUGAGCAGAGUUUCAUUUGCAUAAAAGGAUAGCUAGUUAUCUAGCUGAGGUUAGUUUCCCAAAGUUAACUUAUUUAUAAAAGGAAAAGGUAGAAACCCUCAGGGUGUCUAUGCAGCUUCCCUGCUUGGCCCCCAAGUACACAAGUUGAACUUAAAAGCUAAUUAGUCCAUUUUAACACCCCCUAGCAGCUGCCAACUGUACCAAAGAUGGUUCCCUAAGCUAGAGAUGGCUAGGAUAGUUCAUAGCUAGAUUAACUGGCGUUAGACCUUGCAUGUUUCACACAUCUUGUGGAGGUUCGCGCUCUGCAGCAUUCCCUUAAAUACAGUUAGGCGGGAACACACGGCACCUGUUAUGGAAGACUACGUUGGAGUGAAAAUGUGUUAUCUAUUCUGUUGAUUUUCCCUAAUGCAUUAAUGGGUUUCAUAUGUGAAGGGUUUUUUCUGUGUGUCUUUCCGUGUACCAACAAUAAUAUGGUUGCUUUAUUUCGUUUCUUCUUACUUAUCGCCUUAGCCAAAGUCAACCCCUUGUCUGAUUACCAGAGCCUGAUUGCUGCUCAAGCAGUGACGAGCACUAAAUGUCAUUCGUUUUUUUUUUUUUUGGAUGAGUGUUGUUUUUAGCUCAGAGCAACCCAGCACUCACCCCCCACCCCCCACCCUCUCUCUCUCUGAGAAUUUGCUUUUGCACCAUUAAGUAUUUGCUGUCAUAGCAACAGUGCAUUCAGGCCUUGGGGCGGGAAGAUAAAGGCUUGUUUGUUGUUUGUGUUGUUGUUUUUCUCUCUUUCUCCCUCUGUUGUUUUCCUCCCAUCCAGUGUUCUCUCAGUCCUUUCGUUGGUUGUUAUGGGUGCUAUUGUUAGUUUGGCUGGGUGCUGUGCUAUUCCCCCACAGAAGGCUCCUAGCUCACUCUGCAGGUAGCGCACCUCCCCCGUGUCUGAGCCAACACAUUUGGGCUUUAGUUCCCUGAUCUUUUCAUGCUACGACGCACAUGGCCAUUGUCCAGGCUUAAUGCCAUGCAGUUUAAAUGAGAACUGGGCGAGAGUUUUAACAGGCUUGAUGUUUAUGGUCCCUGAAAUGACUUCUUAUUGCGUGCAAGUUUUUUUUUAUUCUUUGCUUUGUUCUUUUGUUGUUGUUGUGCAUCAGUACUUAUGGAUGUUUAUUUUUUUAUUUUUGUUCUUUAUAGAGGAUUUUCUGGAAUCCGUUCUCAUUUCAGGGUUGCCAGAGGUAUAAUUUAUGAUGUUGUUGUUUUUGUUGUUGUUGUUGUUGUUGUUGUUUUGUGAGUAACAUCAGGGCUGCCAGAGACACAUUCAUCAUCGCCUGCUCAGAUUUCUCACAACAAAUUCCAAAGUAUCUAUGCAGUGAUCAGUCACAGGACAACACUAUCGUUCCUUGGUUACGUUGCCCUCCCUAAAGCUUUCCUUUUUAUCCAGACUGACAGCCUGAUCGAAGCAAUGAGCUCUCUCUGUUGUUGUGUUUUCGGCUACAUGUUGGCCUCUCUCUCGUGUUUCUCCUUGUCUCCCUGCCGCACUUGUAUCUCCAGAGACCGGGAUCAAAGGCAUUCCCGGGGCUCGGCGUGUGUUUUCUCCCCUGACAGCCCCAGUAUGCCGCGACUGCACCUCCAUCCCAAAAUCCCCAUGUUUGUGUUGCCUGUCUGGCCCCAGCACGGAUCCAUGGGAAAGCUGGACAGGAGGAAUGCUCAGGCCUUUGCCCAGGGAACCAAAACACUAUUUUCUGUGCAAAUAGACCUUUGCUGGUGUAAGCCAAAUAAACAGACCCCGGCCUCGCAGAGAGAGAGAGAGAGCGGGAGGGAGAGAGAGAGAGAGAGAGAAGGUUUGAACAACUUCAGCACGAGAAAAUAAAAAUUGCUUCUUGAGUGGAGAUUUCACUCCAGCUUUAUCAACAUGCAGUGGAAACAACGCACAAUAAGCAAAGGGACUUUCUGUUCUUUUGGCUUCAUUGGGCGGCGCUUCUUUGUUGUUCUUUAGUGUGUGCAUAUGUAUUUGGCGUGCAGAGAAAUGCCCAUUGUCAUUCCGAGGCCGUUCCUCAGAUGAGCGCGCUUGUGAAAACAAAUCAAAUCAGGAAAUUGGCACAUGAAAUUGCAUGUUUACCUUUCAGUGUUUUGUUUUAACAGCGUGCAUCAACAAGCUGUAUUCAAAGAGUUGCAUUAUAUUGCGGCAAGUCAGGGCCACCUUCCCAAAGCACUGGUAGAGCAGCCUUCACCAACAACCCAAAGCACUCCCGUGGAAGCCAUUGAGAACAGUGCUCAAUUAAAACAAGCAAGAAGGUUAUCAGCUACACGCAUAGAUUUUUUUGAUGCAUGUUGUUUCCGACCCAUGACCUCUAACCAGGUCUUGUGGGAUGUGGAGGCACACCUGCGUUGUUUAUCUGCUGCAGAUGCAGAACCGUCAACAACAACAACAACAACAACAACAACCCCUCCAGCUUAAUCAUCAUUCAGGCGUGACGCUCUCUUGCACCAGCCCCGCGCUGCCAUCUCUGCUGGCCCAGGGAGAGCAGGAGCCGGAGACUCUGGCGAGGCUGCUGAUGUGUGCUCAUUAAAAAGCUCAGAAACACACAAACAAGCUUGGCUCUGUUCACAGCUAGGUAAACAGGCUCUACAUGCAGCCAUACACCAGAGAUCUUGUGAUCUGAUCCCCUCCCCUUUUGCUUAUUUUGAUCUUUUUUUUUUAUAUAAUCGAUUAACUCUUUUUGAACUUCUAUUACAGGAAGUGUCUGGGAAAAGUAGCCUGGGUGUGCGUGAAACUUUAAAGGUGUAACAAGUUUAGUUAAAACAUUCAAAAAUGAACUAGAAAGGGCAACUGAAUGUGAUGAAAUAACUGUCGUGACUGACGCCUGACGACUGACACCUAUGCUCUGUAUUGCCCUGAUAUCCAUUAAAGUUAGCAUGCUAACCAGCUAAUCCCGGCCUGUACUCUCUCUAGGCACUAGUGUGGCGAAAACAGCAAAGCAAAGCAAGGAUAAUUUUACUGGCACAACCUCACACUGUCAGGAAUUGUGUUUUUAAUCGCUAAAAUCCCAUUUCGGAGGCUAAAAUAGUAGCUACAGUAAAUGGCAUCCCUACACUGAGGGACAAAAACAGACCUUCCAAAUCUGCUCUUCAUGAUGCUUGUCCAUGGUGACAGCAGAGCACACCUUUCCAGAUGAGUCUAUUUUCAGCUUCCCAAUACCUUUCUACUCUGUAUGCAUUCUGUAAAGCACUUUGAGCUUGAUGUUGAUGGAAACACUUAUGAUAGCCUAGACAUCUUUCAGUCGCGUAAAUGGCUAAAUCUUGUAGUUACUUCUGCGAAGGGAGAGGAGGUAGGGUUGUGCAAAUAUAGUAAUACACUGCCCCCAAUCUGCUUGGGGUUGGUAGUAUGAAAUAAUUCGACUCGCUAGCCGACGGCUAGUCAGGCUUACAUAUAGCCCCUUUUAAAAGUGCGCCUGAAACUCGUUUUUUCUCGUUUUGGAGGGCAUUCUUAGAGAAAGCAUGCAGCUUUGUCUUUACCUGAUGUAAACAUGCUACUUCAAACAACAUUCUGAUGAUCGUCCUGCCUGCAUUCCCAGUCUGAUGUUAGAAGCUUGCUCAUCCCACAUCAAACUGUAUGCGUUUUUGCUUAGUUGUAUUCAGUCUAUCUAUAGCACAAGCGUGUUGGUAGUAUAAUAGAAGUUAUUAGGUGUCGGAGAGCAGCUCUAUUCAGAGCAGCACAACAUAAUUCCUUGUGACAAGCUCAGACGACCCCUCGCCAGCCAAACAAGCUGAGGCUGUGUUGGUGCUAAAUAACAAGCACUCGAAUCCUACAAGCGCUCCCUGCCCCCCUUGCCUGCCUGCCACACACACACACACUUCUGCUCUGGUUUGCAUUCAUGUCAGGAGAGCGGCUGCUUGUUUGUCUAGAGAUUUUCUUGGCUGUUUGCUCUUUGCUGUGUUGCUUUUUGAAUGGCUCUCCUCCCUCCCCCCCUAUACCCUUCCCCCAGAUGUUUACAUAAGGCGCUGGCCUGUGUAUCAUGCCACCUGCCAGAUCUGUUGAUGGCAGCACCUGGUUAAUGUUAAAUUGCCGCAGAACGACAACGUGUUUGUUAAUAAACACCCAAAGCGGGGCCCCUUUGUUUACUGUAGCCAUGGUGGCAAUCGGACGUUUCACAAACAAGGCUAUCUGGUUUCUGCUAUCCCUUCCCACCGCCGUGCAGACUUGUCCUCACAAGGGCAAGAGACGAAUCACAUGAGUCUCUCUACACGACCACCAAGAGAACAGAAAUGGAUUUCUAUAAAGUUUCUUUUUCUGUUGCUCUUUAAAAGUGUCUGUCUUUUUAGAUACUUGGAGGGGAGAGAAACCUUCUCCCUCCUCUUUGCCACUCUCAAGCUCUGUUUUACUGGAAAGCUCCACUCUUGCCAGAGAGGGCUGUGUCUGCUCGCAAACUUAACACCUCACACGCAGUUGUUGGGCAUGUUUGGAGUCACUCCAAUCCCACAAUCCCCUUCUCAGAUGCUGCCAUCUCAACUGAGUUUGACUGUAGACAUGCUCUGCCGCAGUGCAGCACAUUUGGCUGAUUGAUUGGUUAGUCUACUCAAGUCAGACCACAUACUACAAGUGCCAGCACUGCUUCAACUGAUUUAAAUCACAUAUUUAUCAGAGAUGUCAGAGGAAGUGCUGAAGAAAGACAUCACUGUCAACUAAUUUCAGGUAACCGUGCCAGGAGUGUCUUCCUACAUUCAGCCACCGCAGUGGAGAUUGGAAGUUGUUUGUGGAUGGGCCCCACACUCGUCUGUGACUACCCUUCAUUGAUCAGUGGCCUGACUGUUCACUGGGCCAUUUCUUCUCUCCUCUGUUGCGUUGUUUGUGUCUGGUUCCUGUGACUGGAGGGCGAAUCUAAACAAACCUGGACUCCGCCACUGGUUUCCUCCGCUGUCGCUGCUCUUAUCUGUCGGGUAGGAAUGCUGUCCUUUCAGUGUGUCAGCGCCACUGUAAACAGUCUGUGAGGGGGGCUGUGGGCCUCGGAGAGAAGGUCUGGGGGGGUGGUGGUGGAGGGUUCCUGGCUUCUACUGUGGCAUUGCUGUAAGAAGCCCGAAGCACCACCGAGCAGUACAGGAUGUGUCUGUUUUACGGGCCGAUGCUGACCUGUCUCCGGAGGCUGUUGGCUGUUUUGAUACACGCAAGCGUGUCCUUGCGUGUAUCAAACUCUGUGGUCAGGGUUAAAAGAGUGGAAAUGGAAACCCGGAGGUCUGAAGUAGAUGGAUUAGGUGCGUGAGCCGACAUGCAGGAGUCGAAGACGGAGCAGGCAUCCAGUGGCAGUGCAGCGUGUGAGGGGGGAGAGAGUGAGAAAGCCGAGGAGCAGCCCACUGCCGGAUCGCCCUCCUCCCAGGGAGCAGAGGCCAGUCUACCACACACACAGCAGGCUCUUCAAGUUGCACAACAGUUCCAGCAACAGCCAGAACAACAACAACAACAACAACAACAGCAGCAACAGCAGGGGAGUGGAGGGAAGUCCCCUAGGGCCUCUGAGGCAGAGACAGACACACAGGUCCCAGCGGCGCUGGCCCUGAUGAGUCCUCAGCUGGUGACGGCCCAGCAGAUGCAGCAGCUGCUCCAGCAGCAGGUCCUCAGCCCCCCGCAGCUGCAGGCUCUGCUCCAGCAGCAGCAAGCCCUCAUGUUGCAGCAGCAACAACUACAGGAGUUCUACAAGAAGCAGCAGGAGGAGCUUCAUAUCCAGCUCCUGCAGCAGCAGAAGGCAGGAAAACAGAGCCAAGAGCAGCAGCUGAUGGUGCAGCAGUUGGCCUUCCAGCAGCAGCUCCUGCAGGCCCAGCAGCAGCAGCUCCUCACUCUGCAGAGGCAGGGCUUCCUGCCCUCCAAAGGCCCCGCCAGCGCCGGCCCCUCGCUGCUGGACCUGCAGCACCUGUGGAAGGAGUCCCAGAUGGCCCCCUCGGCCGAGGGCAGACGGGAGGAGAGGGGAGACUCGUCGCCCACCGUGCCCAAACCCGCUCCGCUGGCCAGCCUGCACCACCAUGCGGCCACCAACGGCAACCACGGCCCGCGCCUCGCCAGGAAGGAAGGGAGCUCCCAGGAGAGCCAUUCCCAGGCCAGCCACCCCCUGUACAGCCACGGCGUUUGCAAAUGGCCGGGUUGUGAAGCUGUGUUCGGAGACUUCCAGGCCUUCCUCAAACAUCUAAACAAUGAGCAUGCACUUGAUGACAAGAGCACAGCGCAAUGUCGGGUUCAGAUGCAGGUGGUCCAGCAGUUAGAGCUCCAGCUGUCAAAAGACAAGGAGCGUCUGCAAGCCAUGAUGGCUCAUCUCCGGGUCAAAUCCACAGAGGCCAAGUCAGCACCACAGCCUGUCAACCUGGUCUCUAGCAUGACCCUCUCCAAAGUGACCGUUCCCAAGACACACAUCUCCAUGAGCCUGUCGCAGUCGGCCAUGGCCCCCUCCACGCCGCUUACACCUCUGCCCCACUCCUCGUCUGUCAUCAUUCCUGGCGGCCUGCACAGCACGGGGCCCUCCCGCCGACGCCUCUCUGACAAGUACGGGGCAUCCAUGAACCACGACUUUGUCCAAAACAAGGAGUUUUACUCCAGUGCAGAAGUUAGACCUCCGUUUACAUAUGCCUCCUUAAUACGGCAGGCUAUUUUUGAAUCUCCAGACAGACAGCUGACAUUAAAUGAGAUCUACAACUGGUUCACACGAACAUUUGCUUAUUUCAGGAAGAAUGCAGCAACAUGGAAGAAUGCCGUGAGACACAACCUGAGCCUUCACAAGUGCUUUGUGCGAGUGGAGAAUGUGAAGGGAGCCGUGUGGACGGUUGAUGAACUUGAGUUCCAGAAGAGGAGGCCACAGAAAAUCACAGGAUCUCCCUCCAUAGUGAAGGGCAUCCAGUCGAGCCUCGGCCACAGCCCAGCUUUCUCUGCUCUACAGGCGGCCAUGGCAGAGAACACCCUACCCCUGUACGGUUCAGCCUCCCUGGGCAGCGUGGGGCUGCAUUCCCUGGCCUCCGCCAUGCGUCACGAGCUCAACGGCUCCCUGGACAGGGACCAGGACAUGGACAGCUACCACAGCGACGCCAGUGCCGAUCUCUCCCCCCCACCCACACUAUAUCAUUCUCAGGUGAAAGAGGAGCAGCUGGAUGAAGACGAGUAUGAGGCCUCUCACUCUCCAGAGAUGAUUCUGGACGAGCGUAGCCCGGAGCUGGAGCGCGACUACGACUCCUCAGACAGGUCCGACCUGCACAGGGCCUCACCUUCGACCUUCUCCUGAGGGGCCCGACGGGGAUCAACCACACACCCGAACGACACACACACACUUACAUGGGCUUGGAUACAUUCACUUGUAGCACUCACUCACUCUGGCGCACACACAAACACUCUCUCAUUGACAGCUAAGAUAAUGUACCGAAAGGACACGCAGAAAGCAUUUCGUAUGGAACGACACUGAGAAUUGCCUCAUGGCUAGAGGGACUUUUUGUUGUUGUUGUUGUUUACCGUAUUUAUUUUAUUGGCGACACCUUUAACACCCUUUGGAAUGGACUGACCUCACUGGUACGUCAAGGGCUUGUCAGUGCCUGAGUGCAGAAAGGCAAACUACAGGACCCUUCCCCAGGUUACUGGGCCAAGACUGUAGGACGCUCUGCAGUCUCUCCCGCAAGACCUCCAACCACAAAGCACAUAGCCCCCACUUCUCACCUCUCCCAACAUCCCAAUGACUGCCACUGACUUGUGUCUCGCAUGUUGCCUUGUAUGUUUGAAUUUGUGUGUGCGUGUGUGUACAUGUUCAUUUUUUUAAAUGGUAAUGGUUUCAUAAUUUACUAUUAGCCUCUGUCAGGGGUAAGUGUGUGUGUGAGUGUGUGUGUGUGUAGUAGACAAAGGGUCAUAAACCUAGUGAAUGUCUCUCGUCUUUUUUUACCUCUUUUUUUUUGUUUGUUCUGUUUUUUGUUUGUUUUUAAUUUGACAAAAAAAAAAGUUGAAUUUUAACCAAAGUGGAAAAUGUCUGACCAGCACUUGAUGAAUGUUUUGUCUUUUUAAGUUUGUUUUUAUUCUUUAUUUUUCUCUCUGCCCUGGAGUGUUUGUUUGAGGGCAAGAUAUAAUACUGUAUUUCUUAGGUAGUUUUCAUUUAAAGUCACAAUGCCUUCUAUUCCAUUAUUUUAAAUGAAUGUCCUUAUCUUACUCUGAUUCAUGGUAGUAGAUAGUACAAACAUAAAUAGGGGAGGAUAAAUCUGCAUUUAUGUAAAAAAGAAAGUCUAGUUUUUGAAGUUCUCUUUUUAAUAUGUAACUGUCCACUGAGUUAACCAAAGACUAUGAAAGUAAGGACACUCAUAUUCCUUGUUUACAUCAGAUUGGCCAGAUGAGAACGAGAUUGACAGCAGCUACCAAUGAAUAUGUAAAAAUAAAUAUUGGCAAGUAUGAUUUGUUGAAUGCCAAAUAUGGGCCAGUGUCAAUCUCAAGUAUGAUCCCAACAGUUCUUUGGGGUGGGAGUUAACCUGCUCAUCCCAGGUGACGGUAAUGAGUUAAUGGAAAUCACAAGGCUCUUAACACUUGAGGUUUUUGUAUUCCCUUUUAUAUAAUGCAAAUAUACUUGUUCUUGUAUUUGUACAAAGGGCACUAUCCUUUAAUAAUAAAAGCCAAAUGGAAAAAAAAAUACAUCCCAGCUGAAUUGUUGUGAGUUGAGGUAAUGUUCAGAGAGGGUGGCAGAGCUGACUGAUAGCCUUGCUUCUACUGUGGUGCAGUAGCUUUGCAGUUAAAACAGCAUUUCCAUUGAGGACAUGCUGACUUGGGUUUUCUUUGUCUUUUGGCCCUCUUGAAUAGUAAUGAGCAUCUAAAGCUCUUUUAAGCAGGUCAUAACAGCUUUCCCCUUUGGCAAACCUUGGUAAGUGGCAGAGAUAAAGUUUUUAUUUAUAGUAGACAAGUAAAAUAACACAGGCUCUUAAUCUCUCCUGAUUUACUGUAAUGUUUACCCCACAUCAAUACAACAUCACUCGAGCUUAAUGUGGUGGUUGACCCUAGGCAGUGAUGGGUUCUCUAAAUUACAUGAGGGCGCUUGCAGUGAGGAUGGAAUAUGUGCCUGCACCUGGGCCACAAUUAAUAUACACGCACAGCCCCCCACCCCGAUAAUUAUUUAAAUACCACAUGGUUUAAACGUGGUUUAAGCCUACAAAAUUACAUUUUGUUUUUUGAUCCACACAGUUAACGAAAUUAACCAAAUGUUUGUCUCUUAAUCGUUUUAUUUUACAUGCUAUUGUUAACAAAUCACGCUAAAAAAACUAUUUCCAUACACCAAAAACUUUUAAAUAUAUUUUUAAACUGUUCAUAUCAACGAGAGAGAAGGGUUGGCAUAUAAGGAACAGUGGGAGGAUACUUACAGUAGAGGCAGACCAAUUCUUCUGGUGCUCCGUGCUCCAGAGAUGUCCGUCUCCGUAAAGCGAUGCGCACUUUCACAACAAUGCUGCUACCAAGUGGUAUAGAAGCUAUUGUACUACAGUGGUACAAGUGAUGUUUUGCAUGACUUUAGCGUAAACCAAUGGUUCGCACGUUUGCCAUUUCCAGGCAUUUAAUUCAUCAUCCAAAGGCGCGUGUAGUUCAUUGAAAGGCGAUCUGCCUUACGUUUCAUAGAUUUCGAUGACAUCGCAGCUUCAUAUGGAUGGAAAAACUACUGGAACCGACGUUGAUGCGUCGAGAGACGGGAAAGGUGCCGUUGCUGACGGGAUGAAAUGUAGCCGCCGUGAGGACGUUGUGGUGUGUGGUAUCAAGAGGCUAAGCACCAUAUCUGAGGUGGAUGUUGUGUCCCUGGAUGGUGUGGGUAGUGAGUGGGCAGGUUCCAGAGCCUCUCUCCUCUCAUCGGAAAAACACCUCCUCAGCAGUGGUUUCACCUCUUUUGACUCUCAUCUGCCUGAUGCUGGAGAUGACUGUGCGUCUAUACUGCUGGCUUGUCUCCACUGCCGCUUCUCUGAGAUGAUGAGCCUGGUGCCGGAGUCCUGUGGGCGGGCCCUGGUGCGCUGUUGUCCCACCUGCUGGUACUACAACGCAUCCAGCGAGCCCACACGCGGUAAUGACUGCUGCAGCUUCAACUUGAACUGCGACUGCAGUCUGCUCGACGCGUGCCAGGAGACCGGCGAGCUGCUGGAGCUGGCCAUGGAGAUAUCGGAGGUGUGCUAUCGCUGAGGGAUCGCCUGUUAAUCUGUGGAGAAAGUGAAUUUGAUGGAUGCUACCAUGCUAGUACUAAAGAUGGGCAUUUUAAUGCUGCUUGACAGGAUGAGCAGCUUCAUCCUUCUGAGAUGUGGGAAAUGCUCUUUGUGGUGACUGGCUAAAAGACAGAGCAUGUUGGUGUGACUUUCCAUCUCCUUCAACAUUGGAGACCAGCUACUCGGAAGAAACAUGGGACUGUGAGAGUGUCUGUCAGACAAGUUUAUUGAUAGCUGAUAAAGUGUCUCAGGUUUUGCAACUCUCAGUACCGUUGUUUAUGCUGCUCGAUUUUCACAGCAAGGUGCCCAUAUGGAAUAAUGCAGAAAUGCAUGUUAGGCAAUGCAAUGUUUCUAAAUACCAAGCUCUGUCGAUAAAUACAGCAUGUCUUUAAUGAAUACAUAUUACAUGAAUAUUGUAUGUAAGGUUGCUAUGUAUUUCACAUGUUGGUGUUAUUCAAUGUCAUUGAGAGUUAAAUACCUAAUUGACAGGGUUUCAGUCAGUAGGCCUGUUCUUUUCUGCAUGCCUGAUUGUGUUAAAUAUUCACAGGGGUGUUCAGAUCCGUAUUCGGGGAAAUACAGUAAAAUUUUGAAAAUUA
Messenger RNA from Clupea harengus (Atlantic herring), 10852 nucleotides. It is a transcript of the gene foxp1a, whose product is annotated as forkhead box P1a. Lineage: Eukaryota; Metazoa; Chordata; Actinopteri; Clupeiformes; Clupeidae. The record is from RefSeq and is a predicted model, not a curated record. Gene Ontology annotation, cellular component: nucleus. Gene Ontology annotation, molecular function: DNA-binding transcription repressor activity, RNA polymerase II-specific; RNA polymerase II cis-regulatory region sequence-specific DNA binding. Gene Ontology annotation, biological process: regulation of transcription by RNA polymerase II.